Ciona intestinalis (vase tunicate) is the source of this 2226-nucleotide messenger RNA. Lineage: Eukaryota; Metazoa; Chordata; Ascidiacea; Phlebobranchia; Cionidae. The record is from RefSeq and is a predicted model, not a curated record.
UGACAAAACACAAGGGAUAUAUAUGGUUGGCUGUACAAGUGGAGGCAUUUUAACUCCAAUUCAUGUGCAAAAACAUUGUCAAAAUUUUAUAUCUAAGUGCAGCAAUUCAGAUUGUGAAGUUUUAUUAACAACAGCCAGGCAAACAAAUCCAGGUUUGGAGUGCCCACACAUUGAGAGCAUCAAAUAUGCAUACUUUGAGCCAGCAAUAGUACUACAUACAGAAUUUCUCAAUCAGAUGAAACAAAUUGGUAUUGUAUCAGAGAAAACUUACAGUACAAUACUUGAACUACAGGAAACUUGUGUAGAAAUGGGAAUCCCUAUAGUGGUGCAAGCAAACUUUGAAGUUCUGGGGUACCACGCAAGGUUUUCAUAUUACUCAGUCUAUACAAAUGAAGAAAUAUAUGUAGACAAGUGGUUGAGGAUCAGGGUAAUGCAUGACACUGAGACAGGGACAUGGAGCUGUCAGUGCCCUAGAGCAAGCGGAACCAGCACUUGUUUGCAUGAGAGUAUUGCGAAAUGGCUGGCUUUUCAAAAUAAUAAAGAUAUUUUAUAUCAGGAAAUGCUAAGCAAAAAUGAACCAACUGCAUCACAAGAAAAGGAAAUGACCUACUUGUUGGAAUCAAAAAUUAUCCCUGAAGUUAUACCGCAAGAAUAUCUAACAGAAGAUCCUCCUUUGUCAGUACUGGUUCCGGAUGAAACUGUUUGUCCAUUUUGUUCAAGUGAUUUGGAAAUUUUUAAGAAGCUAAAUUGUACAGUUUAUGGUAUCAACAAAAUAUGGAAAGGAACAACUAUGAUAACCAAACUUUGUCGUAGCUGUAAAUGCAUUACACGGUUUCAAAAUUAUAAAUCUGGAUUCCACAACUACAAUAAUCAAAUUAUUCUUUCAAUAUGUUUAUGUUUAAAACUCUUAAAAGGGAUUGAGAGCCAUGUUGAUGUUGAAACUACAAUUAAAAUUCUGUUUGAGAACUCAGAAACUCUGCCUAUUUCUCACUUGCGAAAUGGAUUUUAUCAUUUUUGUGCCCUUAAAGACUUUUCUUACGAUUUUAAUUGCUUGAAAUGUGGUCAUUCUCCGAAAAUUUUAAUAGCUGAUGGAAACUGGGCAAAUUGUUGUAAACGUCCAGUGGAUGCGGUUGUUGAGGAAGAUGUGGAUAAAGAAACAGUAGAAUGUGAAGAUUUGUGGGGAAACUAUAGGAAAGAAAUUAUUGGCAGAGGAUUUUGUGAAAGUACGAAAAAUCCUUGGGCUGUAAAAAUUACCUACAGUUCAAUCAGUCCUUGGAUUGGAAAGAAUUCCCGCAAGAGCAAUAUGCUUUAUAAUACAGAAUUCUUAAAGUGUAAAAUUAUCAACCACCCCAAAUCUGUAAAACAAAGUAAUGAUAAGUCAAUCUCACAAGAACAAAUUUUGGAUGCACUACACAAAAAAGAACCUCAAUCACUACAGAAUUUAUGUGAUGAAAUUGGAAUAUGUUCCAAGGGUUCUGUUGAAGUCCUAUACAACAGAUUAAAUGAAAUGGUUCUUUUUAAAGAUAUCUACCCAAAAUUUUUCAAAAGAAUCAAAAAGUGUGGAGGAGGAGUCUUGCAUUUCCGUUGCCCUCAUGGCAUUUGUUAUUAUUUUAAAACUUUACUUCGACAAGAAAGUGCUCGAGAUUUUGUUGAUGGGUUGCUUUCAUUAAAGCAACAACCCAUUGUAUUUAUCAGUGAUGUGGCCUCUCAGGUAGCACACCAUGGGGAAAACAGGAAAACGGGUAUGUUUAAACCACACAAAGGCAUGUUGUUUGAAUGGUCAGAGGAAAAUUUGCAAAGAGAAAAAGAGGGUCAAUUAAAACCAGUUGAAAUCAAUCUACAAAGUAAUGCUCAAUUCUACUCGCUGAUUGAUCGAUUUCAUAUGAGAUCAAAAAAGAAAUGCCCCGAAAAGACUUUUAGAAGUCUAGCUUUGGCCAAAAAUUUAAGUUUAGUGAACUCAAGCAUUGCCGAACAAACCAAUGCCCAAAUGUCAAAAGACAGGUCUUUUCUAUACCCAAUGAAGUUUGUUAACUUUAUGUAUAUUACAAGACUAGCAUUACAUAUGCAAAAUAUGCAUUGCAACCAAAAGUUUAUCAAGAACACCAAAAAGUUAUUUGAUGCCGCAAUUGAACGAAAUGUUCUGGGUAUUGGAACUCCUGUGUUUCAAAGUUGGUAUUUAUAUAUUUUGAUCAUACUGUUUGCAAUUGUUUAAAAAUUGUAUUUUUU